Neodiprion virginianus is the source of this 3802-nucleotide messenger RNA. It is a transcript of the gene su(f), whose product is annotated as protein suppressor of forked. The record is from RefSeq and is a predicted model, not a curated record. Lineage: Eukaryota; Metazoa; Arthropoda; Insecta; Hymenoptera; Diprionidae. The coding region runs from base 335 to 2476 and encodes 713 amino acids. Gene Ontology annotation, cellular component: nucleus. Gene Ontology annotation, biological process: mRNA 3'-end processing. The transcript is spliced from 13 exons. Gene Ontology annotation, molecular function: protein binding; mRNA binding.
AUCUUGAUUUGCGUCUACUGGACGGACACUUUGUACAGAGAGAACCUCUUUGUAUAUCCCUCGUAUACAUGGUACAUGCUUUGGUACAGGCUGCCUGUUUUAUCGGCAAGUCACGAGCAGAUUCAGAAUAACUGGAAGAGGUCGCGCUUUUGUGUGGUUUCGAAGGGUCGAGUUGCAUCGUACUUGUAUCGAAUCAAGUAGUGGAUAAAUAGUUGAAUAGUGCGUAGUGGGUACCGACGCGGGGUUUGGAUAAUCUUAGGAAAUAACAAUUUAUUUCCUACGUUAUUUUUCAGAGAUAUACGUGUAGGAUACCAGGCCACUGAUCCUAAGAAUCAUGUCUGGAGAAAAAACUGAAUUUGAUUGGGGAAACGAAAAACUACAACGGGCUCAGAAAACUGUCGAAGAAUCGCCGUACGACUUAGAAGCAUGGAGUAUAUUGAUUAGGGAGGCGCAAAACAGACCGAUCACCGAAGUGAGAUCCGUAUUUGAAAAACUUGUCAACGUGUUCCCAUCAGCUGGUCGUUACUGGAAAAUAUACAUUGAGCAAGAGAUGAAAAUGCGCAACUUUGAGAAGGUGGAAAAGCUCUUCCAAAGAUGUCUUAUGAAAAUCUUAAAUAUUGAGUUGUGGAAACUCUAUCUUUCUUACGUCAAAGAAACAAAAGCAAGCCUUGCUUCGUACAAGGAGAAAAUGGCACAGGCGUAUGAUUUUGCAUUGGAUAAAAUUGGCAUGGAUAUCCAUUCUUACAGUAUUUGGAACGAUUAUGUCACCUUUUUGAAAAGUGUUGAAGCUGUCGGUUCUUACGCAGAAAAUCAAAAGAUUAGUGCUGUGCGAAAGGUAUAUCAACGCGGUGUUAUAAAUCCAAUGAUUAAUAUGGAACAGUUAUGGAAAGAUUAUAUGGCAUUUGAACAAAACAUCAAUCCCAUAAUUGCUGAAAAAAUGGCUAUUGAAAGGUCUAGAGACUACAUGAAUGCGAGACGAGUGGCUAAGGAGCUGGAAGCAGUAACAAGGGGCUUAAAUAGAAGUGCCCCUAGUGUUCCACCAACGGGUCACUCUGAAGAAGUUAAACAGGUUGAAUUGUGGAAAAAGUACAUUGCCUGGGAGCGCAGCAAUCCAUUGCGAACAGAGGAUACGUCGCUUGUUGCUCGCCGUGUGAUGUUUGCGAUUGAGCAGUGCCUUCUCUGUCUUGGGCAUCAUCCUGCGGUCUGGCAUCAAGCUGCACACUUUUUAGAGCUGAGCUCAAAGAUACUAACUGAGAAGGGUGACGUGAAUGCAGCUAAAAAUCUGAGCGACGAGGCUGCAACAAUGUUCGAAAGAGCGACAAAUACUCUACUUUCGAAAAAUAUGCUGCUUUAUUUUGCUCAUGCUGAUUUUGAAGAAGGACGAGUCAAGUAUGAAAAAGUCCAUCAAAUCUAUCAGAAGUUCCUAGAUAUCCCAGACAUCGAUCCAACUCUGGCGUACGUCCAAUACAUGAAAUUUGCAAGACGUGCUGAAGGGAUCAAAUCAGCCAGGAUAGUUUUCAAAAGAGCUAGAGAAGAUGCUAGAUGUGCACAUCAGGUUUACGUUGCCGCCGCGUUGAUGGAAUAUUACUGCACCAAAGAUAAAAAUAUAGCUUUUAGAAUCUUUGAAUUAGGCCUAAAAAAAUUCAGCGAUAAUCCUGAAUACAUCUUGUGCUACAUAGAUUAUCUCUCUCAUUUAAAUGAGGACAAUAAUACGAGAGUACUUUUUGAGAGGGUAUUAUCGUCAGGUAGUUUAGAGCCAGAAAAAUCUGUUGAUAUUUGGAAUAGAUUUCUCGAGUUUGAAUCUAACAUUGGUGACUUGGCCAGUAUCGUAAAAGUUGAAAAGCGGCGAAGUGCAGUAUUAGAAAAGAUAAAAGAAUUUGAAGGUAAGGAGACUGCUCAGCUGGUAGACAGGUAUAAGUUCCUCAAUCUCUAUCCUUGUACACCAAUAGAAUUGAAAUCUAUCGGUUACAUGGAGGUGUCCAACGUAGUAAGGAAUAAUUCUGGCAUAACACCUAGGGUAACCGACCCUGAAGAGUCCAUGGCAUCUCUGCCAAGACCAGAUUUGUCACAAAUGAUACCUUAUAAACCAAAAGUAAACGCCCUGGCGGGUGAACAUCCAGUACCAGGCGGUACUUUCCCGUUACCUCCAGCUGCUGCUCAACUAUGUACAAUGCUUCCGCCGCCUGGAUGCUUCCGAGGACCAUUUGUUGCAGUCGAUUUGCUUGUCGACGUUUUCAGUAGAAUCCAAUUACCGGAGCAUGCUCCACUUCCUGUAGCAGACAAUGGAUGCGAUACCAAGCUUUUUGAUCUUGCAAAGUCUGUGCACUGGAUAGUCGAUGAGAGUAACGACGGUACACAGAUUGGAUCGAAACGUCGAAGAACUCGUUUGGGUGGUGAUGAUAGCGAAGAUGACGAUCUGCCGCCUCCACCAGCGAAUGAUAUUUAUCGUCAAAGACAGCAAAAGCGAGUGAAAUGAGUAGAAGUAAUUUGGUAAAUAUUCUAUGAAUUAUACUAGGAUAUGAUCUCUGAACAACCGUGAUCAAUUGAGAGCGAGACAAGUACCGAUGAUUGACGAAGCACAAGCUUGAAUGUCACACAUUCAUAUUUUUAACAAAUAUACGUAGAAUUUCGAUCCAACAACUAUACUGAAGUGACUGUAAUGUUCAAUUGCUGUUUUAUUAAGAAAACGUCAUUGAAAAAAACAUUUCUACACGGUUUUAUACUAAAUACAUAAGUAACUGGACUGACACAAUGUAUAAAGUCAUUGAAUUUCUCAAUAUGAUUUAUUAUUUUUGAAAUCAUCGAAUCCAAUGGCCAUCUAUCAGGUUCAUUUAUUUUAAAUUACCUAUUUUUUUUCAAUCUUCAAGUUCGAAGAAAAAACUGUUUAUUAACCAUUCAUCAUCUCGAUUGUUGACAAUUUAUCUAUUUUCUCCAGUUCUUGCAUAUUUAAGUUGUUGUUCCAACAGACAAUGAAAACAUUCCAAAUGGCUCCUCAUUGCCUGAUGGCUGGUUGUAUAGUUUUAGUUCUCACAAAUUGUUCGUGGUUUAUUCAAAACAGACUCCGUACUAGAAUUUUCGAUCAUAAAUUAAGCAUAAAUUACGCAUACGUUCGCUUUAUGCCUUCUGAUUUGUAAACCUGAUUUAUCAAUAAGCUUAGAUCGUAAAAACUUGUGAAGUUUUCUAGAUUUAGAAUUCUUUGUCUACUCCGGGCGUGUUGUACCAUAUUAUUUCAACCUCAUUUUUUCAGGGUACAGCUAAAGAUAUUUAAAAUACUUAGAAAAUUCUGACAGAAUCAGUUUCAUCGGAGAAUUUUGUUGGUUUCGCAAUGGACGUGAAUCUAUUAUGGUUCCACAGAUAGACUUUAAACAAUCAAGUUAUGGCCCACUUGACGAUAGGCAUAUUCAUGUAACGAAAGGAAUAUGUAUUUAAUCUCGCUUACUGGGUAUAUCAAAUCAUACAGUGGGUAGCAUUAUCGCGUAAUGAUAUGUCGUUGAUCAUACAUAAUGUGAAUUCGCAAGAUAACUCAUGUUUUCAUGAGUAUUACAUUAUACAUUGAAAAAAAUAGAAACUCUAAUGUGCUUAUCGAAUGCACUGUAUACCAGUAGUGCACAAAAAAGAAAUUCUACGCUUCCUGGAAUCGAACAGCGAGAUCACUGUAUAUACUUUUUUUUUAAGAAUUAGAGUUAAACUCUACCAAACUCGGAUUACGCGGUCUCCUUAAGUUUCAUAAACGUUGUAAUUUAGUUAUACAUUUAUAUUGAUAAUAUCUACAAUAUUCACUACAAAUAAAAAAACUUUAAUU